UCUGUGGGAUGAAAUUAGUUGAGGAAUUCAACAAUUCUAGGGCCUUAACACAACCCUAGCGAGUCACCAGAGACGCACCUAUAUAAUCCUCUGCGAGCAACUCUUUAUCGUUUUCCUCCAUAACCGCCUGCUUUUAUCUACUUCAUAAGCGCAAACAAGAGCCUUGGAGAUAUCCUAUGGCACCGAAGAAGGACAAAGCUCCCCCACCGUCAUCAAAGCCCACAAAGUCUGGCGGAGGGAAGCAGAAGAAGAAGAAAUGGAGCAAGGGAAAGCAAAAGGAGAAGGUGAACAACAUGGUUUUGUUUGAUCAAGCAACUUAUGACAAGCUUCUCAGCGAGGUUCCCAAGUAUAAGCUUGUGACACCAUCCAUCUUGUCCGACAGAUUAAGGAUUAGUGGCUCACUUGCAAGGCGAGCAAUCAAGGAUCUCAUGGCACGAGGAUCUAUUAGGAUGAUAUCUCCUCAUGCCAGCCAGCAGAUCUAUACUAGAGCUACCAACACUUAGGAGACAAUCCCAAGUUUGUCUAUGAAGAGUAGAUCAAUUUAUAUUAUUCAGGGGAAUCUGAAAUAUGAGAUUUAAAUGUGAUAAAAAGUAUAUGUUUUAUUCAUUGAUUUAUAUAUUAGGUUUAUAAA
Molecule: messenger RNA, 631 nt
Organism: Hevea brasiliensis (rubber tree)
Lineage: Eukaryota; Viridiplantae; Streptophyta; Magnoliopsida; Malpighiales; Euphorbiaceae
Product: 40S ribosomal protein S25
Exons: 4
Coding region: 177-503 (108 amino acids)
Cellular component (GO): cytosolic small ribosomal subunit
Molecular function (GO): structural constituent of ribosome
Source: RefSeq, a predicted model, not a curated record